This is a messenger RNA of Dreissena polymorpha, 761 nucleotides long. RefSeq lists its product as uncharacterized. Bases 95 to 691 code for a protein of 198 amino acids. Lineage: Eukaryota; Metazoa; Mollusca; Bivalvia; Myida; Dreissenidae. The record is from RefSeq and is a predicted model, not a curated record. The transcript is spliced from 6 exons.
ACCAUGCUAUGAGUCGCUUGAUGAUGGACUUGAGAGAUCAUUCAGUUUCUACCACGUCGCGUUAACAUGGAUAAUAAUCUUUUUAUUGACAAGCAUGGACCUUAACAAACCUAAGGCAAUUUUCGCAUUUUUCCUUGCAAUUUGCUGCGUGAUGGGUGAAUCCCACAAUGAUUCUAACGAGUUGCCUGAAGAGACCUUCAAUACAACCACCACGGACCUUGGUAAUGAAAAGCAGAUAAAGGUCAUUUCACCGGAUGGAGCUCUGCUUGCUACAAUCGCCGUUUUUGAAAUCGAGGGUUACGAAAUUGACAAAACAGUCGACAGAAACAAGUGCUUAUUGAGCAAGGUUUCCGAGAACGCCACAUGUUAUGACGAAGUGCCCGUGGCGGAUAUUGACCUGAUUCCUGACAACAUUGCAGCCUUCUGUAAGGGUCGAGAGAUCCUAAGUCUGGUCCCCACUGACUGCAACAAACAGGCGGAUGCGACCGAUGUUCCAUCUGAUUCCUCAGAUCAUGGCGUUGUUAAGAGAUCCGUUUACAGCACUUGUGGACGCUGGAGCGUUAACUUCCACACUUGCUGUCGGAACUACUGCUGCGGCCUGUUUUGUUGGGGAAGCUGUACGACUUGCACAACAACCAUACUAUGGACAUACCGCACUCUUUCUGGGUAUAUAAGCCCAUUUUAUUGGUAACAAAGAGGACAAAUGUAAUGCUGAACAAGCAUAAGCAUGUGAAUUUUCUGAUAAUAAUACAAACCGCACA